Messenger RNA from Drosophila rhopaloa, 1515 nucleotides. RefSeq lists its product as uncharacterized. NCBI's taxonomy places the organism in Eukaryota, Metazoa, Arthropoda, Insecta, Diptera, Drosophilidae. The transcript is spliced from 2 exons. The coding region runs from base 55 to 1371 and encodes 438 amino acids. The record is from RefSeq and is a predicted model, not a curated record.
AGUUUUGAGCACAAUUUCGUUUGGAAGUCUCACUGCUAAAAGAUCACUUUUAAAAUGUCGGUUUCGGAUCUGAUCGGUGCACUUGAUGCCAUUCCCAAGCUAACAGCUCCUAGUUCUGCUACGGAGCCCAGUUCGGUUUUCUUGGAUGCUCCUGAAUGGCUAACGGAGGAGUAUCUGCAGGAUGCCCUGCGAAAAUACUACAAGGAUCAGAGGCUCAGGAUCAACUGGGUUAAGGUUAAUCCUGCCUUGGGCAAAGGUGAAAACUACGGCGGAGUUCUGACACGAGUGAAGGCCCAAUUCACCAGCAGCGAUGGUACCUCCCAACUGGGUCACUACAUAGUGAAGUCCACUUUCGAGGGCAACGAAUUUGCCCAGAACACCAUGGAGCCCUAUGACAUUUUCAAUCGGGAGAUGACUAUCUACGAGCAGGUCCUGCCCAAACAGAAGUCCCUCCUCCGGGAGAUCGGGGAUGCCGAGCAGAUCUUUGCCGAAACCAUGGCCGUGGACCUUGAUAACUCAGCGCUGAUCUUCGAGGAUCUCAAUGCCCGCGGUUUUGUAAUGCCGGAUCGUUUGGUCGGAUUGGACCUUAAGCUAGCCCGAAUUGUGCUGCGAAAGUUGGCCAAGAUGCAUGCCACCUCGGCGGUCUUAAACGAGCGUGAGGAGCACAGUCUGGAGGGCUACGAUAGGGGAUUCUUCAAUCGGUACACCGAGAACUACGCACCUGCAUUCAUUGGCAUGUUCGAGGCGGCCACUCGUCGUGUGGCUCAGUGGCCAGGAUACGAGAAGUAUGCGGAGAAGAUGGAGGCUCUGGUCCCCAUCUACAUGGAACUGGGCAAGCGAAUCUUUGACAUUACUCCGGGUCAAAUUAAUGUCCUGGCCCAUGGCGAUCUGUGGACCAACAAUGUGCUGGUCAAGUACGAUAAGGAAACUGGGGAGCCAGAGGAUGUCAUUAUCAUUGACUUCCAAUACACGGCCUGGGGAUCGCCGGCCCUAGAUCUUUUCUACUUCCUGAACACCUCGCUGGAGUUUGACCUGCAUCAAAACCAUCAGGAACAACUGAUUGCCUACUAUUUCGACAUAUUCUCCAACACCUUGAGAAAGCUGCAAUACCAAGCUCCAGUUCCCAGUUUGCAUCAGUUCCACCAGCAGUUGCACACGAAGAAGUUCUAUGCUGCCCACACAUCCAUCUCAGUGUUUCCAAUCCAGCGAAAUGUGGAGACCGCCGAUGCCGAUUUCAAUGCCCUAAUGGAGAACAACCAGCGAGCCAUAAAUUUCAAGAAUGCCUGCUAUACCAACCCGAUUUCUCAGAGGAUUUUGCGUGAACUCCUGCCCGGUUUUGUGGCAGAAGGAUUGCUUGAUGUAGAUCAAUAAUGGAUCAUAUUAUUUUACACCUGUGUUAUAUAGUACACCAUAGAGCAAAUUGUACAUAGAGAAAUAUUAGACAAAUUAUAUAUAGGCUAAAUAAUGUAUUCACAACCUUAUACUAUAUCCAAAAUAUUAUCAAUAUUCGUUAUA